Molecule: messenger RNA, 1386 nt
Organism: Hemicordylus capensis (graceful crag lizard)
Lineage: Eukaryota; Metazoa; Chordata; Lepidosauria; Squamata; Cordylidae
Product: visinin-like protein 1
Exons: 3
Coding region: 16-546 (176 amino acids)
Molecular function (GO): calcium ion binding
Source: RefSeq, a predicted model, not a curated record
CGGACUUACCCGGAAAUGCCGUUGGAAACGCUGAAGAGUCCUGCAGCAACUCCAGAGCCCCGAGUGCACCGGUGUGUGUGUGUGAGGGGGUCGUCCUCUGUGCUGCACAGCCCCCUUCGGACGCACGGUCCAUUUUUCCCAUAUGGAGAUGCUUCAAAGUUCGCCCAGCAUGCCUUCAGGACCUUUGAUAAGAACGGCGAUGGCACUAUCGACUUCAGAGAGUUCAUUUGUGCGCUGUCCAUCACCUCAAGGGGCAGUUUCGAACAGAAGCUAAAUUGGGCCUUCAAUAUGUAUGACUUAGAUGGAGAUGGGAAAAUCACAAGAGUGGAAAUGCUGGAAAUUAUAGAGGCCAUUUAUAAAAUGGUGGGUACUGUGAUAAUGAUGAAAAUGAACGAAGAUGGCCUCACACCAGAGCAACGAGUAGACAAGAUUUUCAGCAAGAUGGAUAAGAACAAAGACGACCAGAUCACACUGGAUGAAUUCAAAGAAGCUGCAAAGAGUGACCCAUCCAUUGUAUUACUCCUGCAAUGUGACAUUCAGAAAUGAGCUCAUGUAAAAAUGCUUUCAUGGACUGCACAGAAGUUUAAAUGUUCCAUUCAGUUUGCAGCUAUCUACGUACACACACACAAACACACACACCCCAAACAGAAAUUGCUUGGACUACCUAUCAAUGGACUUGCUUCUUGUGUUUGAAACACUUGUGUGCAUGAGAAUGUCAAUUGCUAAAGAAUUUUAAAGUAUAUAUUAUAAAAACAAAACAAAAAACCUGCCACGAUGUGAUGUGUGCAAUGUCAUUUCAUAAGCCCUAUUCCUCGGAGGCCUGUGCAGUGGUGCCAUGCUGCACUGAACUAUACUAUUUAUUGUUCAUGUUUUACUGAUGCUAGCUAUGUGUCUCCUAAACUGGGUAAUGUUAGUAACACUGCAAUCCCCAUGGUAGCGUAACUGUCCAUUAGCAAACAUGUUACCGCAUCCUGCUGUAUAGUAAUACUGGACAGACAGAGGGAAAGCGCCUCAGUUCAUGAGUCUGAUCCAGACAUGUGCUUGUAUUGUCAGUGAAUAUAAAUGUAUUUCAUUUGCAUGACUUUUAGGUUUGCCUUAAUUCUUACCUCAUUUACAUCCUUUUGAUCAGAAAAAAAAGAGCUAAGUCAGAGGAGUGACGUAUAAAACAACACAUUUUAAAAAGCUAUCCCUGCUAAAGUGUUCCCUUAACUGAAAGUUAACAUAUUAAUAUAUCUAGUAUAAAAUAUACAUAAAAUACACAUUUAAAUAACGUUUUAUUGGAAGUUUAAAAUGUUUUGGUGGGAGUGUAUUGAUUUCUGCUUGAAAUUUUCAUAAGCUUCCAAAGAAGUUGAAAUCUAUGUCCCGAAAUAAAUUUAUAACAUUUGA